This is a messenger RNA of Dioscorea cayenensis subsp. rotundata (Guinea yam), 1738 nucleotides long. RefSeq names its product pectin acetylesterase 8-like. The transcript is spliced from 14 exons. Gene Ontology annotation, molecular function: pectin acetylesterase activity. NCBI's taxonomy places the organism in Eukaryota, Viridiplantae, Streptophyta, Magnoliopsida, Dioscoreales, Dioscoreaceae. Gene Ontology annotation, biological process: cell wall organization. The record is from RefSeq and is a predicted model, not a curated record. Bases 250 to 1446 code for a protein of 398 amino acids. Gene Ontology annotation, cellular component: plant-type cell wall.
UAAUAGAAAUGGUUUUUUAGUUACUAUGUAAGCUUGAGGGGUUGGGUUGGUGAAAAGUGAGAAUAUAUAAAGAGAGGGACGCAGAGACCGAAGAAGGGGGGAGGAGGUAAGGAAUCAGUGUCGGUUCGCUGCUCCAUAAGAAAAAUUAUUAUAAGUGAGAAUAAGAGCAAAGUGGUGAUUAGAUUGGGAGUGGCUCUGAUUUCCAGCGGGAAAGAGCUUCGGUGAAGCAAGUCUGUGGAAGUUCAGAAGAUGGUGUUUGCUCAAUCCUGCACAUUGAUUUAUUGUAUUAUCUCUGCGCUGAUAUCGCUCAGAUCAGUGGAAUCCUAUUUUGUUGGAAUCACUUAUGUUGAAAGUGCAGUAGCCAAAGGAGCUGUUUGUUUGGAUGGGAGCCCCCCGGCGUAUCAUCUAUCCCCGGGUUUUGGUUCAGGGGUCAAUAAUUGGUUGGUUCAGAUUGAGGGUGGUGGAUGGUGCAAUAAUGUCACUACUUGUCUUGCUCGCAAAAAUACCCGCCUGGGCUCGUCCAAGGCAAUGGUAAAGCAGCUAGCAUUUUCUGGGAUUUUUAGCAACAAACAAAAUGCCAAUCCAGAUUUCUAUAAUUGGAACAAGGUCAAGGUUCGCUACUGUGAUGGUUCAUCAUUUACAGGAGAUGUUGAGAGAGUAGAUCCUGCUACAAAUCUUCACUACAGAGGAGCCAGGGUAUUUCAGGCUGUAAUGGAUGAUCUACUUGCAAAAGGGAUGAACAAAGCACAGAAUGCUCUACUAUCUGGCUGUUCAGCUGGUGGGUUAACAUCCAUACUUCAUUGUGAUAAGUUUCGUGCUCUUGUUCCUGCUGGAGCUCGAAUUAGAUGUCUUUCAGAUGCCGGGUUCUUUAUCAAUGCGAAGGAUAUCACUGGAGCCGAACACAUCAAAGCUUUCUACGAUGAUGUGGUGACAACACAUGGAUCAAGUAAAAAUUUGCCUUCUUGUUCAUCGCCAUUAUCAUCCCCUGGAAAGUGUUUUUUUCCUCAGUAUGUGGUACCUCAAGUAAGCACCCCGCUGUUCAUACUAAAUGCAGCUUAUGAUUCAUGGCAGGUAAAGAACAUUUUGGCACCAGGUGUUGCUGAUCCUCAUGGUUCCUGGCAUGAUUGCAAGCUUGACAUUAAGCAGUGUUCCAGUGUCCAACUGACAACCAUGCAAGAUUUCAGGACAGAGUUUCUAAGUGCACUAGCUGCAUCUGCCGGCUCUUCUACCACGGGUUUGUUCAUAAACUCAUGUUACGCUCAUUGCCAAUCGGAGACUCAAGAGACAUGGUUAAGAUCCGAUUCUCCAGUGCUUGGAGAUACGACAAUUGCAAAGGCAAUUGGAGAUUGGUAUUUCGAUCGGCGUCCCUUCAAGAAAAUCGACUGCCCUUACCCUUGUGAUAAAACCUGUCACAACCGCAUCUUUGAAGAUCAUUAUGAAGCAUAGCAACCAAGAAAUCAGCCACAAUUAAUCUUGUUUGCAGUAAUUUAUCUAUUGCUACAAUGACUUGCUCAUUGACAGAAAAUAAUGGCCAAUGGCACAACAGGCUACAAACCAAAUGGCUGCCAUUGUCAACGUUCUCACUGUUACUGAAUCUGUUUGUUGUUGAUCAUAUAAUUCAGUGUUUGUGUAUUGGUAUAAUAUGAGUCAGUGAUAUUCAACUCUGUUUUAUCCAUACUACUAUUGAUAUGUAAUUGCCAUUACAAUGAAAUAUGAGGACUUGAUUUGUAAGCUCUUA